Messenger RNA from Rotaria sp. Silwood1, 1149 nucleotides. The record is from the annotation of a GenBank genome assembly. NCBI's taxonomy places the organism in Eukaryota, Metazoa, Rotifera, Eurotatoria, Philodinida, Philodinidae.
AUGCCAACAACGAGCAGUACUCAAAAACGUGCUCGAAAAUCUCUAGCACCUACACGUCCACAAAUCCUACCACCACCAUCAACAAAUACAUCUAUUGAUGGAACAGUAUGUCAUUUAUGUGGUUAUUUAGGACGAACACAAUUAAUAUCAAUUGAAAAAAAUGGUUAUAAUUUUUUACGUAAUUUACCACCAGCACCUGGUGCUUUACCAGUAAAUGAUAAUACACAUCAUGUUCAAGCAUGUCAUCUAUGUGCUUUAUUACUUGAUAAACAACGUGAACUUAAUCAUACAACAAAUAAUUUUUUUUUCAAAGGAUUUUUUCGAUCAACAGGUUCAUGUCAUACAAAUAUUGGUUUACCAACAAAAAUAAUAUCGAAAUCUAUUGAUGAAAAAGAACAAUCAUUAGAUAAAGAAUCAUCAAUAGAAGAUACACCUUCAUCAUCAAGUUCACAACCGAUUAUUAUCGAUACAGAUAAAUCAAUAGAACAACAAUCAAGAUCAAUACCUCCACCAUUACGUAAAACGACUACAUCUACUACUAAUAAUUCUCUUGAAUUUCAUAUAUUUGAUGAAAUGUCUUCAUUAGAUUCAUAUUUAACAUCAAUUCGUUCACGUUUUAUAUCUGAUUAUACAUCAUUAAUGUCUUCAACAAAACAAAAUCCAUAUGAUUCAUGUCAUUUAUGUUUAUCAAUUAAACCUCAUGGUACAUUAUAUACUAUAUAUAAAAGUCAAUUUGAAUUUCUUUCAACAACACAAAUCGAUGUAUGUACAUUAUGUUAUUAUAAUUUAAUUGAUCAAUAUAAAAAACAAAUAAAAAAUUAUCGUCAACCUCGACCACAAUGUUAUAUAUGUCGUUGUCGUAUAAAUUUUAUUGAUUGGGAAAUAAAAUUAUUAGAAACAGAAUAUUUUCCAUUUUUAUUAAAUUUAUAUAAUGAAAAAAAUCUUCAUGAACAAUUAUAUGAUAAUCAACGUUUAGCACUUUCAUGUGAUCAAUGUUUUUAUAGAUUACUUUUUCAAUAUAUUGAUCAACAACGACAAAAUAUUCCUAUUCAAAAACGAACUUAUUCAUGGCAAUGUACAUAUUCAUAUGAAAAUGAACAUUAUCUUGAUACAAAUGAUUUUUUUUAUACAUCUUUAUCAUCGAAAUAA